GCGCAACCCCAAUUGUCCCUGCACAAUUCACACACGACAGCCAUGGACCCGCAAACCGACCUCCCGGACCUCGUCGAGGACCUCGAAGUCAACAUCGACGAGCUGACCAGCACUCUCGCGCCUAUCCUCGACACGCCUCUCCACACAACCGCGUCGUCGCUUCCCCUCCUCGACAAAGCAAAACUCUACGUGCUCGCCGCCUACUCCAUCGAAUCGCUCCUCUUCUCCACACUGCAAGCCUCCGGCGCAAACGCAAAGGAACACGCUUUGUUCCCCGAGCUCGCGCGCCUGAAAAAGUACUUUGCGAAGAUCAAGGAAGUCGAGGAGCGCGCACCUGGUGGAGCCUGGGAAAAGAGAGCGCGUGUGGAUACCGGUGCUGCGGCGAGAUUCAUCAAGCAUGGGCUAGCAGGAAAUGACAGAUACGACGCGGAGAGGAAGGAGCGCAUGGCAAGGGAGAAGAAGAGGGCGCAGGAAAAGGCCAAGUUAGUCAACAAGAAGUUUGACGAGGAGAAAGAGGAGGUGACACCCAAGAAGAGGGGCGUCGAUGAGCUAGACGAAGAGAUACCGGAGGCCGACGACGACGCAGACGCAGACACAACAGCGCCUGCGAACAAGAGGACGCGCGUGUCAGCCUCAGACUCUAUGGAUAGCACCUCCGCCCCCACACCAGCUACACAGACCAAGGAGCGGAAACAGCGCGGCAAGGGCAAAAAGACAAAACAAUCCCCCGAGACCUCGAGCGCAGACACAGACGACACCACCACCCAAGCCCCAGACAACAAGAAGAAAAGGAAACAGCGUAGCAAACCCGCAAAAGCCGCGCACAACGCCGAAACCGACCAAGUCACCCUCUCAUCACGAGCCCCCAAGACGCGCAGCGAGACGUUCAGCGCCCUUGUCGAGGGCAAAACGAGGGGUUCUGCAGCCAAGGGUAAAGCCAAAGGAAAAGGCAAAUGAACAAGGCAUGGUGUGGACGAGAUAGGAGAGUAGGAUACAAGUAAUCGCAAGGGACAUGGUCGUCACAUCGUCAGUAGGGGGACAAAUCGACAGUUCUACGACGAGGCCAGGCCGUUCGUUCGAUCAUUACUAUUUGGGGGUGCGAGAAAUUGGAACAUCACAGCAGAGCAGAGUAGAGUAGAGCACGUGUGUAGCUCGUCAUGCAUGCAUCCACAACUAUUGGAAAUAGCUUAGAUAGAGAACCCUCGUGAACGCAGGAGAAGCAGAGCCGCAUGAAUGAUACCC
Molecule: messenger RNA, 1242 nt
Organism: Dothidotthia symphoricarpi CBS 119687
Lineage: Eukaryota; Fungi; Ascomycota; Dothideomycetes; Pleosporales; Dothidotthiaceae
Exons: 1
Coding region: 43-957 (304 amino acids)
Biological process (GO): maturation of 5.8S rRNA; regulation of gene expression
Cellular component (GO): exosome (RNase complex); nucleolus
Molecular function (GO): DNA binding; RNA binding
Source: RefSeq, a predicted model, not a curated record